Molecule: messenger RNA, 1168 nt
Organism: Paramecium sonneborni
Lineage: Eukaryota; Ciliophora; Oligohymenophorea; Peniculida; Parameciidae
Source: the annotation of a GenBank genome assembly
AUGUUUUCAAACUUAAAUACCGGAACUAUGUUUAGUAAAUAAAAUUAGCAGAAUUCACUUUAAUAUGGAGCCCCACCUUCAUUAUAAACAAAUCAUAGCAAUAUUUUUGGGGGUUUAUAAUCAUCAACUAUUUAAUAAAUGCCUUUACUUUUUGGAUAACAAUAACCGUCAAUCCAUCCUCAAAAUUAAUGCUCUUAUGGUAUGAACUAAGACUAAAUGACAUAUGGAUAAGUAUAACCAUAGGGAUAAUCAAAUAUAGCGCCAAUUUUAUUUGGCCUUUCUUAAAAUGCAACUCCAAAUUAUUUUAAUUAAUAAUAGUAAAAUACAUUUGGUUAGAAUUCUCUUUAGCUUGGAAUUUAAUAUUAAAAACCUUUAGAAAUAUAAGGAAAUCCUUAUCAAUCUUAAUAAAAUAUGAUUUUAUUUCAACAAAAUGAUGUGAAUGCAUUUAAAGAUAAAUUUAACAUAUUAAUUUAAAAAUUGUAGGAUUUAGAAAAGUAAAAAAGUUCUUUUAAAUAAAUCUAUUAAUAACAAUAAUGGCAAUAGAUGAUUUAACCUUUAGGUUAAACAAUUUUUAGUAUAGAUACAACUAAGGUUCUUGAAACAUCAGAAUAACUUUUAGCAGGAUAGAAAGAGUUAUCAAGGAAACUUGAUAAUUAUAUAUCUACAUUAGGAUUGGUUUAAAAGAUAUAAGAAGAUGGAUUAGAGAUUGUAAAAAAAGAAGAAGCGUAAAUAGCUAAUUAUUAAAAGGUAUAAUAAACGAUGAAAGACUUUCAUGAAUUUUUAUCAGAAGCAAAUUGUGGAAAGCAGUUUUUUUUGACUCCUUAAUAAUAUCAAGAAUAAUUAAUUCAUGAUUAAACAGAGCAUUUAGAUUUAUUAACAAAUACUGUUGAUAAAAUUAUUCAAACUUAUGAUAAAGAACCAAACAUGAAUUCAGAAGAACUUUUACAGUGUAAAUAUUUACAUUUGCAAGCAUUAACUCAUUAUUUGUAUAUGCUUACUUUAAAAAUAAGAAAUAUAAAUGAAAGAAGUAUGAAUAUUAAUUAAAUAAGCAUCUGCAUUUGAAGUUAAGGUGUUGUCAUAAUUUUAGAAUGAUAAAAAAUUUGAUGAAUUUAGCACUAUUGAAGCUUAGAAAGAGAUUUUAAAUCAAAUUUUAACAGAGGAAAUAUGA